AUUUAUUGAAAGCAGAAGGAGUUGAAGAGAGAAGAAGACAACAAUGUCUUGGAGAAAAAAGGAAAAGCCUUCAUUUUUCAAGGUUCUCAGCAACAAGGAUUUCCGUAAGCUACUGCGUUUGCCGCCUCAUUUCUUGAGAAAAUAUGAGUUAACUCUGCCUGCAAAUGUGAAGCUGAGAGUGGAUGAUUCUGGAAGAAGAUGGAAUGUGAGAGUGGAGCCAAUGGAUGAUGGCUUGCUUUGCUUCACCAAUGGCUGGGAGAAGUUUGCGAAAGAUGCUGCUCUCAACUUGGGAGAAUUUCUGGUUUUCUCGUUGCUUUCGAAAUCCGAGUUUAAUGUUGUCAUCUAUGAAACUAGCUGCUGUGAGAGGGAGAUUCCAACCCACGGUGGAGGAGAUGAAACUGAGAGUGGGAUUAAGUGGGGAAGAGGAAGGCCACCUCUCAACAUAAAAAGAGAGACCACACUGGAGAUUCCACCCAGUCGCCGUUCGAGGGUUGAAGUGAAAUCCCAAGUAAAGGGCAUUUAUAAAAGAAAUGGUUAUUCCAAGAAGAGCGAUCCACUCUGCUUUGAGAGGUUGCUGAAGACGCAUCACAGAUCAUUAUUUACUCUUCCUAAGGAGUUCUCGGUGGCGAGUAAUAUGAAGGUGAGAACGCAAGUGAGGAUGAAGUAUGUCGGCAACCCCCGCGGCGUAUCUCGUGUCGUCGCGGUCUAUCCUCGGCCGCAGAUGUAUAGAAUUGACUUGGGAAGAGGCUGGAGGCAAUUCCAAGUGGAAAAUGGGGUAGAGUUCGGUAAAACCUACUCUUUCGAGUUCAAUCCCGACAAUCAAGUCAUCUAUGUCAACCAAGUAGAUUCGUCAGAAUGAGGAAGCGUUUACUUUGCAUGAGUGAUCUAUGGUAAAAAAAAGCUUAUAAAAUUCUGGUAUUUAUGAAUGA
Molecule: messenger RNA, 929 nt
Organism: Salvia miltiorrhiza (redroot sage)
Lineage: Eukaryota; Viridiplantae; Streptophyta; Magnoliopsida; Lamiales; Lamiaceae
Product: B3 domain-containing protein At5g18000-like
Exons: 6
Coding region: 44-859 (271 amino acids)
Molecular function (GO): DNA binding
Source: RefSeq, a predicted model, not a curated record